This is a messenger RNA of Durio zibethinus, 725 nucleotides long. Its product is annotated as early nodulin-like protein 9. Gene Ontology annotation, molecular function: electron transfer activity. NCBI's taxonomy places the organism in Eukaryota, Viridiplantae, Streptophyta, Magnoliopsida, Malvales, Malvaceae. The record is from RefSeq and is a predicted model, not a curated record. Gene Ontology annotation, cellular component: plasma membrane.
GAAGAGAAUAUGGGAAAGAACCAAAAGCUUCUCUGCCACAGUCUGUAAAGUUUUCAUUCAAGUUGGCCUACAAAAACCUUGGUCCUGGCAUCCAUUGUUGCCAACCCUUUUGUAUCACCCAAGUUUCAAUUCAGCUUUCAGCUUUCAGUUUUUUUUUUUUUUUUUUCAAUGGCAAACUCCAUUUUCAGAUCAGAUUAUCAAAGCAAAGCUUUCCAUGUAUUAGGGCUCUUUUGUUUCAUGCUGCUGAUGAUUCAGGAGGUUUAUGCAAGAGAAUUCACAGUGAACUGGGGUCUUCACAAUGGCAACAAUGCUGAAACUUACAACCAGUGGGCAGAAAAAAACAGAUUUCAGAUUGGAGACUCCCUUUUGUUCAUCUACACACCAAACAAAGAUUCAGUGCUUCAUGUAACAAUGGAGGACUACAACAACUGCAGAGUAGAAGAACCAAUCUCAAACUACACAGAUGGACACAGUGUUUUCACAUUGAGCCAUUCAGGGCCUUUCUACUUCAUCAGUGGAAAGCAAGAGAACUGUCAAAAGAAUGAGAAGUUGGUGGUUGUUGUCUUGGCUGAUAGAAGCAACCGUUCUUCAAGCAUCGCAGAAACCAACCCUAAUUCAUCAAAUACAGUCUCUUCAGUCUUCAUUGGUGUGGCUGCUUCUGCUGCAGCAUUUGUUGCUUCAACUUUUCUUUUAGGGUUUUAAAGGGAAGAUUUCCAUCAUGAAUU